Molecule: messenger RNA, 1478 nt
Organism: Zerene cesonia (dogface butterfly)
Lineage: Eukaryota; Metazoa; Arthropoda; Insecta; Lepidoptera; Pieridae
Exons: 6
Coding region: 243-971 (242 amino acids)
Source: RefSeq, a predicted model, not a curated record
UUGGACUUCUUUCUUGGCGCGGUUUCUAUUUUUGUUUGCUUUGCUGCCUUCAUCUCGAUUCUCUACUCUCGAAAUUAAUCCGCUUCCCCAACUAAUGGUUUCCAUGUCAUAUAAAAAUGGAAUUGUGAAAGUUUGGUUAAUCCAUGCUUUGUAAGAUGAAAGUAUUCUACGAAAGUUUUCGCUAGUAACUAUAUUUAAGUAACAGGCUAAUAUUUUUAAAAGAAAAACAACUAAAAUCCAACAUGACAGAACGCUCAAUUGCAUCGCGGCCCAGCCUGGAGCAAGUUGUAGCUAUUGUAGAUUUUAUGGAGCAGCAUCCAGUUUUAGGAUUGGGACAACUAAGAGGUCUUGAAGGGAGGCAUGAAAGCAAAAAGCUGUGGCUUCAGAUUACAAGAGUUGUGAAUAACAUUAAAGGACCAACUAGACCUAUGAAAUCUUGGAUAAAGUACUGGGCUGAUAAAAAAUCAACAGUCAGGUCUAAGGUGCUCUCAGGAGGUGGAGAUCCCAAUAUUCUGUGUUCUAAUAUAGAUAAGAAAAUAUGGGAUUUGUUUUUAGCCAAUGAUGUGGGGAGUAAAUCUCGUAGCUCAGUUAAAGUUGAAUCUCAUUAUUCUGAAGAUAACUUCUUCAAUGAAGAUAGUAUAGAAGAGAAUCAUGUGGAUGACACAGCAAUCAGCUUUGAUGAGCCGACUAUUGGAACAGUUGAUGUUGAGGAAAGACAAAUACUGCUUAUGGAGAAAUUGGUAAAAGUAAUGGACGAGCAAGCAACUGCCAUGUCGCAACUAGCCCACGCCUCGCAGGUUUCGUCCCAAGCCAUGGAGCGAUUGGCCGAAGCUUCUCAUAUUCAGUCCCGUGCAAUAGAGCGGCUAGCAAGUACCUUCGAAACAAUCGGCUCAACAGCGCACGAUAUAAGUACCUCCAUCAUUGAUAUCGACGCCACUAUGAAGAGGUUUUAUAAUACAUCACCCACUUAGCACAGGUUUUUGUAAGUUAUGGUAUUACUAGCUUUCUGCCCGCGGCUUUCGCUGCGCGGUCUAAGGGAAAUUCCCAUGGGUUUGAAAUUUUUCGUCGCAGUAAUUGUAAAUGUAAAUUUAAAAUACCCUAAUUUACCCUCGCCUCCUGGUUUUUCAGCUACAAAAAUCAUAUAUGAUAUAAUCACGUUGAAUCCUACAAAAAAACAAAAAAUAACAAACACGCUCCCGAAUUUAUAAUAUUUUUAAGGAAGUAAGUAUCGAUAAAGAUAUGAAUAUAUGAUUAUACGGGAUAAUGGGAGGAGGGAUUUGUUGCGAGAUAUUGAAUAGGGAAGGGGGUUCUUGUAUACGUUAUUUACGCACAAACCAAAAUUUUUGUAUAUUUCUUUACAAGAACUUGGUAGAGGUUUUUGUAAAUUUGAUUUAGUCCCUUGUCAUCAUCCUACUAUCACAUCUAUUUGAUUACAAUAUAGUAGUUGGAAAUGUAUUUGUACAAAUUGUAAAUACCUU